AUGAAAUGGGAGUCGCUGUGCAGUGGGUUACUACUCACAGGGGUAGUCUCUGCCAUUGACUAUGGAACUUUCCAAGACCCUGCCAACAACGCUCGUUUGAAAUUUCGAUACUGGCUGCCUGAUGCAAGUGUCGACAUCGAUACUGUGCAGCGAGAUAUCAAGGCUGCUGGCGCGCUGGGUGCGGGUGCUGUUGAGUUUGUUCCGCUCUACAACUAUGGUGCAUCCCUCGCAGCACCGCCAAAAGGGGCUGAUUGGGCAACUUAUGGAUUUGGAACCCCGGCGUUCAACAAAGUGUUCAAGGCAUCUCUCCAAGCUGCCAAGGAUGCAGGAAUGCGGAUGGACUUUGCGCUAGGCCCAAGUGCGGCACAAGGUGUACCAUCGGUGGUUACUGAUCCGGGAUUACACUGGGAUCUGACACACUUUCAUGUGAGCCUUCCAUCAAAUGGUAGCUACUCGGGCCGUAUCCCUGGAUGGGGCAGUGGUAAGCUCGUUGCUUUGGUCUCGGCUAGGUCAACCUCUUCCUCGAGAAUCAUGAACCCAGCGAGCAGUUUGUUUUCUACGCCCGCGAACAAGGCGACUCGCUUGACUAUCGAGACGGACUCUCUUACAGACCACACGGACAAAGUGAAGCUUGAUGGAACGGUGUCCCUGUCGCUGAUCAACGGAUCGAAACAUGGCGGUCACCAUUUGUUUGCCUACUACCAGUAUCAGGACUUGGCCAAAAACCUGGACAUCGAAACCAACACCACGGGAACCAUAUUUGACAACGGGUCGUACACCGUCGAUCAUUACAGUCCCCAAGGUGCUGAAACCGUCAAGAACUUCUGGGAGACCCAUAUCCUCAACGAUACAGAGAUCGUCUCCCUAUUGCACGACGUGGGAACGUAUGGCUGGGAGGACAGCCUGGAGAUUGAAUCAAACAUCUCAUGGUCUCCUUCAAUUCCAGAGCGGUUUGAGAAAUUGAACGGCUAUCGUCUCCAAAAAUAUCUGCCUCUCCUCCAAUACGGAAACAACAAUCCUGGCGUGCAGCCAUCCUACCCUGGAAAACUGAAAUGCGUGUCGAAUGAUGAUCACAGAGGAGAAGGAUUUGUCAAUGACUUCCGCGCCACUUUGGCAGCCGGUUACGGUGAAUACCUCGAUACAUUGACAUCUUGGUUGCAAGGACUUGGGCUGGGCUACUCCGCACAGGUCUCUUAUAAUCUGCCAAUGGAUAUGCAGACUAAUAUCGACCGAGUUGAUGCCCCCGAAUGUGAAAGUCUUGCCUUCAAUGAUAACAUUGACGGGUAUCGCCAAUUCUCAGGAGCCGCGAAUGUUGCUCAAAAGCCGGUGAUCUCGAAUGAGAUGGGUGCUGAUAUGGGAAAAGCACUUGCUCUUCCACUAUCUGAACUUCUGGGUCAGAUCAAUAUUGCCUUCGCCGGUGGCGUGAAUCAAGUUGUGCUACAUGGCCAAACAUUCACCGGGGACUACCUCCAAAGCACAUGGCCUGGGUAUCUCAGCUUUUUCCUCCUCUUCUCGGAGUCUUAUAUGGAUAAGCAGCCUGCUUGGGAGCUGGGAAUGCCUGACAUGAUCAACUAUGUCAACCGGAACCAAUAUGUUCUUCAUAAGGGCCAACCUCGGACCGACGUGGCCCUUUUCAACAAGGUGUCAUACACUGAUCCUCAGCUCAACACUCUGUAUACUGAUGAUGAUUUGAUCGACAACGGCUUUACUUAUACCUACUUGAACCCUACCAAUCUUGAGCUCUCUCAGGCGUAUGUAUCCGAUGGCAUACUCGCACCAGAAGCACCCGCCUAUCAAGCCCUGGUCGUGACCUCUCAAGACAACAUGACACUUGAGGCAGUCUCAAAAGUCCAAGAAUUUGCGAACUCUGGACUUCCGGUUGUGCUAAAUGGGGGCAUGCCGGGAUACUAUCCGAGUGGAAAUGCAUCUGAUCAAGAUGCUGUCGCCACUGCUUUGCAAAAACUGAAGAGCUCUGAGAAUGUGCAUACAUCCACCAAAGGGGGUCUCGCUUCAAAGCUGAAAGCUCUCGGUAUUCGUCCUCGGGUUGAGGUAUCCACUCCCAGCAACGCCACUUGGUACCCGGUGAUGCGCACUGAAAAUUCCACGGACUAUGUCUUUAUCUUUAGCAAAGGUAGCGCAGCCCGGGGGUAUCUCAGGGUGAACUCCACAAAGACGCCGUAUUGUUUGAACAGUUGGACCGGAGAACGAACUGCGUUGCUCAAUUACGAGGUGCAUGAGGGGUAUACAUCAAUUCCUGUCAUGCUCGCCCGAAACCAGACCACUGCCUUCGCGUUCAGUAAUGACUGGGAAACCGAGGCUCCUACACCGGUGUCACAUGCCGUUCACGUUUCUUCUGGGGUGAUAGGAUACAAUUUCACCACGCAGAAGGAACUGGUUGUGCAUGUGGCCACCAGUGCCAACCCUAGGAACCAAAGCUUAAAGCUUUCCAACGGCAGUAGAUACAACAUUUCACCCAACACCGAAGUUUCCUCCUUUGACUUGCGGGACUGGAACCUGAUAGCGGAACAUUGGGAAGCCCCACAGAACAUGUCAGAUGCCACAGUGAUAGCCGAAAAGCGGAAUACAACACAUCAUCUGACUUCUCUGGUGUCUUGGCUGGAUAUCCCCGGCCUCCACAACGCAUCAGGCGUCGGAUAUUAUUCUAGUCAUUUCUCUUGGCCACCGCAAUCCGUGAAGAAUACUGGAUCAAUCGACGGGGCAUAUCUUGCUCUACCGCAAAUAUCGCAUGGCUUGAAGCUUUUCGUGAAUGGCCAGGCAAUGCAUGCUCUAGAUUUCGCGGAUCCCAUGAUUGAUAUUGGCCCGUUCUUGCACAACGGUUCUAAUGUCAUCACCGCCGUUGUUCCCACUUUAAUGUGGAACUACAUUCGAAGCAUCUAUGACGAGCUUGAGAUCUCGGGCUCAAAGCCUCUGUUGACGCCCUUGCCUGGAAAUGUGGAUACUGGCUUCAUCGGUAAUGUCAAGGUCAUUCCGUACACUGCCCAUCACAUCUCACUGUGA
Messenger RNA from Penicillium salamii, 3018 nucleotides. Lineage: Eukaryota; Fungi; Ascomycota; Eurotiomycetes; Eurotiales; Aspergillaceae. The record is from the annotation of a GenBank genome assembly.